AUACAAUCCAAAUUGACUUCACUUGUUGGCUCCAUAUUUGAAAAAGUUAAAACCAGGCGUCUUCGGCCUUCUCCUCCUCGACCAGGUGAUCAAGUCAUAAGACCCUUCAGAGCUGCAGAGCCAUGGUAUCUCCUAAGUCUGCAGCAUCUGUGUUGGAGGCACUUGUAAGGCUGUGUAAGGCCCAUGGGUAUGUGUAUGCGGUAGAGACAGCAGGACAGACAGUGUAUAACUUUGGGCCAUUGGGAGCAGAGCUGAGGAGAAACCUGCUGGCAGAAUGGUGGCAAAGUAUAGUUACAACACAGGACAAUGUGUUUGGGAUAGAAAAUGCCCUUUAUAAAAGUUUACCUGCUCAGGAUGCACACAGACUGUAUGGUGAGACAGUGGAAGAAGCCAUGCAGACUGUACGCCCCCAGUUCAGCCAGUCUCUCCACCAUGGUGUCCUGUCCCACUACCACUCCAGUCUACAGCUGCUGAAUAACAAGCUUCCCUUUGGUCUGGCUGAAGUGGGCAGGUGUUUCGCCAGGACUGCAGCUCAUGAGGAGAGGUUUUUAUACAGUGCCAGAGAGAUGACAGCCAUGUCCAUGCUGUUUUUUGUCCCACCUAAGAAGUCUGGUGCAUGGUUUGACUUGUAUCAACGACAAAGAAUGCAGUGGUGGAGAAAGUUUGCCAGCAGCCCCUCAUCAUUCUCAGUAGUGGACACUGAAACAGACAUGACUUACCCUACAGUCAAUAUUCAGUUUACCUUCCCCUGGGGGGUAGACACUGUGGAGAGAAUAAGCCUGAGAUAUGACAGUGACUUGUUAGAUCUAGAGAAGAAGACAGGAUUGUCGUACCAGGGGAAGGAUGGCAGGAAGACUGUGGUGCCACAUGUGUUAGAGAUGGAGACUUACCUGGAGCGGGCCUGUCUGACAUACCUCCUGGAUGGGCUCACACAGAUUAACAGCAGACAGAUGUUAAGACUUCACUGCAGACUGGCACCAUACAAGGUUGCAGUGCUGCCUGGGAGAGGAACAGAGUCCCAGCUUCGGGAGAUUACAGACUACAUUGCCAGGGACUUGCGGACUGCAGGUAUUCCAUGUUGGUACAGUGCAGACCCCCAACACAGCAAUGAACAACAGCAUGCCAGGUAUGAUGAGAUGGGUGUUCCUUUCUCUGUGGCUGUUAAUGAGAACACCAUAAAAACUGGCAUCACUCUAGUGCGCAAUAGGGACACAACAGUAAAGGAGCAAGUCCACAUCAGCCAACUCCAACACAUGUUGCUGAGGUACAUGCAGGCGUAUUAGACACAUCCAACAGUCUUACGGACCUUUAAGGGAAGGACCUUGCAGAAGGACUUUACUUGGUCCCGUUAAUUUCCUUGCAAAUUGUCUAUGGACCUUCUGUACUAUCACACAAGGGAAGGACCUUGCAGGACUUGUUUGGCCCUGUUCAUUUCCUUGCAAAUUGGAUUUUGAGCUGAAACCACCAAAGCAGGAUUCAUGUGGCUCCGCCUGAUAGCUGGUGUCACUUUGAAGCUGGCUAAAUCGCAAACCACUUCUGGUAGUUUCAAUGUGGCUCAUGCGACUCUAGUAUGAACGUAAAUGUGGAUUUAAGCCACCUUAGUUUGCAUAAUGACCCAUCAUGGGUCACAUGGUCAUCUAAAACUUUUGGUAUUUGUUGUGUGUUCAGCUGCCCCGAUUCAGAGGAAGCUCAAGGAAAUGUACAGAAAUAAGAAUGUGUACAUUAGGUGGCCGCAUGCUUCAAAGGCUUUGCAAAAACAUGCAAGCCGUUUCCUACAAAGAUGAAAAAACUUAAAGAGCGAAUACUAAAAGGUAUGUGACCACCUACUCCAAGACGGUAGUGACAGAAUAACGUAUCCAUUCUCAAGCUCCACCAUGAUUUUGACUUUUCGCGCACAAUAAGAUCAUGUCUGUGGUAUGCACCUUACCUGAUUCCAAUUCGCAAGGCUUACAUUGAACAGGGCCUUUGACUGUACAUUGUCCAAAGUGGAUAACCUAUUUAAUAUAAACCGAUUCACUAAUUUUGUGGAUGAAAAAUAUGGGCUCAGUACUUUUGAGCUACUUCCAUACAUAUACAUGUAUGAUAUAAUAUCAUUGUACAUAAUGAUAAUUAGUUCCACACAGCCUAUACAGUAGCAGGUUGUGGCGGUAUUUUGUUCUUAACCAUGGAAAAGGACUUUUUUUUAAUGAAUGAAGAGUGAAUAUAUAGACUUCUGAAUCUAUGUGAGUUCCAUUAUUUCUGAAUCAUUUGGAGCUCCAUGAUAGUAAUGGGUUGUGGCCAUAUGGAAACAUGUAUUUUAGACAACUUCUCUAUUUUUAUAACAUUCAAGUGUAAUUUUAGACAAUUUUACAAUCUAAAAUUUCUAUGGACAGCUGCCUACAACUAUAUAUGGUUUUUACACCAUAAUUUAUAAAAAUCAUCAGUCAUCAAUACUUAAUAUAGUAAAAGUGUUUAUUGUUUCUGCCUUUCGUACAAAGAAAACUAAGGGAAGCAGGAAACAUACAUGACAUGACCUACAUAUGCUAGUUAUUACUUCCUACACACUAUUGAGUAACUUGCCAUUUUGCACAAUUACACCUAAAUGACUACCAAGUACUUUGAUGUGUUUGUACAAGAAUUGCGUGGUUCAAAAAUAUGUCUUCAACAUUCUUAUACCCUUUUCUUUACAAAACCAUGGCUGAUUGAAAAUAUGUUAGUAAUUGUGAAAUAAACAAAACCUCAGGCUCACAACUUUUAACAUUUUAUGUAAUGUCCUAUAAAGAAGUCUUUAUCAAACAAUGCUACAAGAAAACACGGCAUAUCUACUUCCCAUCUAGUUGAAAAAGUCAUUGCUUACAUACAAUCUGCCCACCUGUCCCAAAUAUAUUUGUUAGAAAACAAUGGACAACUGCUAAUUAGUAUGUCAAAACUUGCUUUUCCUACAGUUCCACCUAUUCCUGUCUGACACAAAUGUUUCCUUCUAAGCCUUCUGUUAACAAAGCUGUAGUUUUGGUGAAUGCAAGAUUUGCAGUUUUUGAUCUUGGAUUAGGCCUCCCUUCUGUGACGUUGCAUUCAUACAAAGCUUAUUAAGACAAAAA
This is a messenger RNA of Branchiostoma floridae (Florida lancelet), 3077 nucleotides long. Its product is annotated as DNA polymerase subunit gamma-2, mitochondrial-like. The coding region runs from base 123 to 1283 and encodes 386 amino acids. Gene Ontology annotation, biological process: mitochondrial DNA replication. The transcript is spliced from 12 exons. Gene Ontology annotation, cellular component: mitochondrion; cytoplasm. Lineage: Eukaryota; Metazoa; Chordata; Leptocardii; Amphioxiformes; Branchiostomatidae. The record is from RefSeq and is a predicted model, not a curated record.